AUGAGUUUGGAAAUUGAAGAUGAAGAGAAAAAGUUACUUUCUCACUUUUUACAAUUAUCAGUACAAAGAAAGAUACAAGGAUUCCGGUUAAGACAAGAAUCAAAUAUAAAUAACACUGAUUAUAGAAACUCUAAUAAUAGAAAAUUUUCAAAUGAUGAAGUAAAAAAUUUAUAUUCUGAAUACUUUAAAGCUAUUAACAUUAUUAAAGAGUUAAUGAAUGACAGAUUUGACCAAGAUUUUAAUGUAAGAGUUGUAUUAAUAAAGAAUUUGGAAAAGAUUAUGAAAAUUGACCCAAUACUUACUUGUCUAGUUACCGUUAAACUUUCAUAUUUGAUUAAUGAUAAUAAUAUUAAUGUAGUUAAAGCUAUAAUUGAUAUGUUAUAUAAUCAAAUUGAAGUUAUUAUUUCUGACUUACUUUUACCUUAUUCAAUUAAACAAUUAUUAAUUGAAAAAGAGGAAAGCUAUAAACAAAUAGAAGAGUCACAAAACUUUGAAGGAAUACAAGAAAAUGGUUAUGAUAGAGAUUUUUGGUGGGAUUCUGAAAUAUGCAAAGAAUUAAAUUUGGCAACAGAUAAAUCUUUAGAAAGUUUUUAUUCAAUAAUUAAAUUGAUUUCAAAUAUAUUAGAAACUUAUGGUAAUGGUGGAAUAAUAAGUAAUAAACAAAAAGAUAAUGAAUUAGUUAUCUUGAAUUCUUAUCAAAUAGAUGAUGAAUGGAAAAAAGAGAUAUUAUAUAAAAAGACACUUAAAUUGUCUUUUAAACUAUUACGAAUAUGUAUGAUUAAUACAAAUAUAUUACAAGAAGUGAAAUCAAAUAUAAUAAUAGAGACAAGAAAUAGAGUAAAUCAUCAAUAUUGGGAUUAUCCAAGUAGUUUAGAUUUAAAUCAAAAGAAGAAUUCAAGAGUUAUGGUAACUUUAAACUCUCAAAAUAACAGUAAAUAUGUUUAUUUUAAUCAAUUUGGAUGUUUAUUACCAAUAGAAAUAGUUUUAUGUAAAAAGUCAAUUUCAGUUUUUGAGAACAUUAUUAGAAGUAUUUCAGAUUCAAUAGAAUGCUCAGGAAAAUUCUUGUUGAGAUUAAAAUGUAAUAAUUAUUUAAAUAUAUGUUACUGGAUUCAAUUUAUAGGUUGGCUUUGUAGUACAAAGGGAAUUUAUCUUAAUAGAUUCAUUUCUUCUAUAGUAGAAUUUUCAAAAGAUCUUUUCAACCAAACCGAUGAAAAGGAAACUGAGAAGGUAAAUGCAGUGAAAUUCGUAUUUCAAGAAGAACUAUUGCGUAUCCUUGCUUCAGCACACACUUAUGAUAAUAUAAUUCUUUUUGGUGAAGUUAUUAGUAUUCUUAAUAAACUAGGAAAGAAAGGAAACCUUCAUGAGCUUAGACAAGAAGCUAUCAAUAAAUUCAAUAAAAAUAACAAUAAUAAUGAUAUCAGCAACGAUGAUAAUAAUAAUAAUAAUAAUAAUAAUAAUAGUGAUAACAUGCAAGUGGAUGAAAAGGGCGAGUCAUCAAAUGACAUUUUCCCGCCAAUUCAUGCACAAAAAUUACGUGGUAGAUCAACAAGAUAUUCAUAUAAAAGAAUGAAGUAUGAUGUAGAUGAUGGUUUUUAUAAGAUUUCCCCACAAAGCGUAAUAGAAGGAGUUAGUUGGUUAUUUUCAACAAAUUCGUAUUCGAAUGUUAUAGAUAUUGCGAUAAAUAACUUUUUGAAUUUGAAAAUACCAAGUAACUUAUUUCUUGAGGAAGGAAAUAAUCAAGAGUGUAAUAGACAAAAGAAGAAUUUGGAUUUAAUAUUGAAUUCAAGUAAAUUUCCAUGGACAAAUGAGUUUUCACCCUUAGAUAGUAAUAAAAAAUUGGAUUUUAAUAUUCAGGAUGAGAAGCAAAAUAUAAAAGAAGAUUAUGAAAAAGAGAUUAAGAAAUUAGAUGAUGAAAUGUUUGAUUUUAACUAUCAAAAUAAGGAAAUAAGACAGAUUCUUGAAUCGGAUUCAAAUAUUGAUUCAAAUUUUAUUGAAGAAAGUUUAAAUAAUAAAAAAAGAACUUUAAGCACUUUAGUUAAAGGAGAUAAUAUGAUAACUGAAGAACAAUAUGAAAUGGAAGGCUUAAAAAACGCAAUAAAUACUGGAACUUGGAAAGAAUUAAAAAACAAUUGCAAUAGCAUUAAAUCCAUACUAUUUUCUCAAAUAAUUACAGGUGUAUUAGUAUCACCAGUUGUAGAUAUAUCUACUGAUGGAUUAUAUAAAGUUUCAAGAACAUUAUUAAAUAAUAAUCAGUUAAUGAAUGUAUUGAAAUAUGGGCAGUUAAUUUUAACAUCUUGGGAAUUAUUAUUAAAAAGAAUUAGUGAAUCAGAAGGCAAAGAUAAUAUUACUUGUAAUAUUGAGACUUACGGUGAAGGUGUUAAUAUAGCUUGGAAUUUACUUGUUGAAAGAAUUACUAAUGCUUUUGAAAUAUUAUUCUACAAAUAUAGACUUUUGAUAAGAUUAAUCCUAAACAAAGAAAGAACUCUUUUAAACAAUAAAAAUGACUUAAAAAUGGAACAGGUCUUUAUUGAAAUUCUGGUCAAAACUUUGUUAAGCGAGACAAAAGAGCUAUUAACAAAUAUCUUACUUAUAACGAAUAUUAAUGAUGAGGAUUAUAAUAAUGAAAUUAACGAAGAUUAUUUCAUUUAUUUGGAUAAUAUACUUUAUCACAAUAAAUUAAAUUUACAUAAUAUUCAGUGUAUGAAUGAAAGUUCCAUGGAUAAUAACGAAGCAUUAAAUACUUCAAAUAAUCUAAAAAAUAUUAAUGUAGUAUUUAUUCUAUGGAUAUAUAAUUUUGUUUUAGAACAAAGAAUUAAAGUAUUACAUAAUCUAUUCUUUAGAUUUUACCAUUUAGAUUCAAAAAUUAAUCAAAAGGAAUUGAUUUUUGACAAAUUAUUUCAAUGGAUUAUUAAUGAAAAUGAUAUGAAUAAUGACAUAAUUAAUGAAGAAAAUGAAAAUCAAGUAUUUUUCGAUUAUAAUAAAUUAUUCAUUUUUUGUUUUAAUAACUUCACAAAAUGCAUCUCUGAUUUUGAGACAAAAAGCAGUAUCUUUCUUUCCCAACUUAAAAACCUUAUCAUGAAUACACCUAAAAUACCCAUCAAUUUUCUGAGAUUAUUAUUUAACCAAUGGAUAUUCUCUAAUAAUUAUUGCAUGCAUUUGUCCACAUCAAAUAAUGAAGGUGCCGCUCAAAUUAAUAAUGAUAAUAUUUUAGUAAAAAGAGAAUAUGCAUUAAAUAUAUUUUAUGAAUUAUUAAAUUCUAAUUACCCAAUUGAUGAUAUAAGAAAAGUUUCAUUUUUUGUAAUGGUUGUAUCAUUUUUAAGUUAUAACUCAAAUUCUAACCAUUUAAAUUUUUUUGAUAAUAUUUGCUUAUUUUUGGAAAAUGGGGAAGCUAUGCAUAUAGAUGUGUCAAAUUCUGACAACUGUGAGGCUAAAAAUAGCUCAAGUCAUAAUAUCAAUUUCUUUGAAUUUACUAAAGAAUUAUUUAAAGUUGACAAUAUUCAAAGCAAUAAGAGGAUUAAUAUUCAGUUGACACAAAUUUGUAAUCAACAAAACGCCUUUGUUGAGAAUUUAAUUUCAGUAUUAUAUUUUGAAGUAAAUGAGAUUAAUACAGAUUUUCAAAAUAAUGAAAUUGCCAAUUUAAAGACUUUUUUGACUGAAGAAAUGAGUAAUUGGAAUAACAUUGAAGUUUAUGGUGAAAAAUGGAUGAUUAUAUUAUCAUUUAUUCUUGUUUCUAGUAUAGUUCCAGAUGAAAUUAGCAGUGAUUAUAACGACAAAAUAAUUACUGAUUUGUUGAAUACAAACGAAUUUAUUAUAUUGGUGGGAAAAAAUAUUUUAGAGAUGAUCAGAAAUGAGUUAAUUCCAAAAUACAAAAAGACAUAUGAUUUAAAUAAACAUAUUUUUAAUUACUUUAGAGGAAUAAUUGUAAAUGAUUUUGAAGAUGAACAAGAUAAACAAGAUUUUGGGAAUGAAUUUAAUAAAUCUAAAUUUAAUGAAAAAAUUCAAAAUACUGUAGUAGAUCAUAAUCAAAGUAAUAAUACCGUAAUGGAAACAAUGGAUUUAGAAAAUAAUGAUCAGAAUACAGAAGCAUUGUAUUUGGGUUAUCUUGAAGAUUUAUUUUCUAAUUCUUGUUUAUUAUUUAAAUACUAUUGUUUACGUUAUCCAUCCUUAAUCAAUUGCUUAUUUAGAUUAUAUUCAAGAAUUAUUCAUGAAAUAAAUAAAAUUCAAGAGAAUAAUAAUAAUAAUUUGAAGAUUUUUACAUUAUUAAAUAAAAUUAAGGAGUUAUAUGAUAAUUUAUUUAGAGAAAUUGUAUUAUUAUUCAAACAUCAUUAUACAAAGGAAAAUAAUAAUUUGGAUAUUUUAAUAAAAGAAUAUUUGAGAAUACUUGAUAUAUAUUCAAGUGAUCAUAUAAAAUAUAAUUACUUAAUUGAUUUUAUUAUUCAAAUACUUGUGAAUAUUAAUUUCAGUAAUAUGGAACUAUGUCUAAAGGUAUAUAAUAUAUUUAAAAAUACACAAAAUAUAAAUAUAUUAAUACCGAUUAUUGGAUACUAUGAUUUACAAAAAAUUAAAGAAUUAUUACCAAUUAUUAUUAACAAAUCAGAUAAAUCAAUGAUUAAAGAAUGCAUUAAAAAUAUAGUCACAAAUCCAUUUGCUUUAAAAGACAAAAUCAUAUCAUCUUCUGAUUUAUUAUUAUUAUUAAUAUCAUAUAGUUAUCCUGAUGUAAAUUAUGUAGAUAAGAAAAAAACUGUGGAUAUUAUAGAUUGUUGUUUCGAAUUAACACAAAGUAAUCCACCAAUAUUUGAUUCAGAAAUUAUUGCAUCAGUAAUUGGUAAAAUUGUUCAAGAUGAAAAGUCUGUAUUCCCAAGAACACUUGGAAGAACCCUUGUAUUAUCAGUAAUAUACUUACCAACAGUUCGUUCAUUUAUUUCAUCAUUCGUUAUCUCUUCUCUAAUAAGAAACUAUAAAGUAUGGGAAGAUACUUUAACUUGGAGAGGAGUAAAACAUUGUAUUCAAAAACUUUGGUGUGAUUAUAAAACUUCAAUAUUUCCAAGUUUAAUCUUACUCCCACAAACAGAAUUUCAGGGAAUAUUUAAUGAAUUAAUUGAAACCAAUUCUGAUUUAAGAGUUGAUUGUUUGGAUAUAAUUAAGAGAACGAAUUUAAGAUCAAUACCACAAUAUGUACAAGAUGCGCUAAAAAUUUGA
This is a messenger RNA of Cryptosporidium ubiquitum, 5199 nucleotides long. RefSeq lists its product as uncharacterized. The transcript is spliced from 2 exons. Lineage: Eukaryota; Apicomplexa; Conoidasida; Eucoccidiorida; Cryptosporidiidae. The record is from RefSeq and is a predicted model, not a curated record. Gene Ontology annotation, cellular component: mRNA cleavage and polyadenylation specificity factor complex. The coding region runs from base 1 to 5199 and encodes 1732 amino acids.